UGUGCGCUUCAGCCUCUGCCAGAGGGCGGGCGGUAGGGGUGCAAGCGAGGCCGGGCUCCUCCCUUCCCCGUCGGUGCGACUCGCCCGCCGCGGUGCAGCUUCCUCAGAGGCCGGCGGAGUGAGGAGACCGGGAGCCCCCCUCCCCUUCAGCCUCCGCCAUGAGAGCCGUCGCCAUCUUCCCCGAGCCCGGCCGCCUUCUCCUCCUGUUGGUGUCCUGGCUCUUCAAUCCCGCAAGAAGCGAAAUAACAAGUCUUGACAGUGGAAGUAUAGAUGAUACUUUAAAUAAUGCAGAUGUUGCUUUAGUGAAUUUUUAUGCUGAUUGGUGUCGCUUUAGUCAGAUGCUGCAUCCUAUCUUUGAGGAAGCUUCCAACAUCAUUAAGGAAGAAUUCCCAGAUAAGAAUCAAGUGGUGUUUGCCAGAGUAGAUUGUGAUCAGCACUCUGAAAUAGCCCAAAGGUACCGGAUAAGCAAGUAUCCAACUUUAAAAUUGUUCCGGAAUGGAAUGAUGAUGAAGAGAGAAUAUCGGGGUCAAAGAUCAGUGACCGCAAUAGCAGAUUAUAUACGACAACAGAAAAGCAAUCCAAUUCGAGAAGUAUUAACUUUGGAAGAAAUUAAUUCUCACGAUGGGGCCCAUCCAAACAAGCCUUUCUGUUUCACGCUGGGAUUUUCAUACAGCCGCCGAGGCCUUCUGUAG
Molecule: messenger RNA, 692 nt
Organism: Sphaerodactylus townsendi
Lineage: Eukaryota; Metazoa; Chordata; Lepidosauria; Squamata; Sphaerodactylidae
Gene: ERP44
Product: endoplasmic reticulum protein 44
Exons: 6
Coding region: 159-692 (177 amino acids)
Source: RefSeq, a predicted model, not a curated record